Actinia tenebrosa (Australian red waratah sea anemone) is the source of this 1988-nucleotide messenger RNA. RefSeq lists its product as uncharacterized. NCBI's taxonomy places the organism in Eukaryota, Metazoa, Cnidaria, Anthozoa, Actiniaria, Actiniidae. Gene Ontology annotation, cellular component: centrosome. The record is from RefSeq and is a predicted model, not a curated record.
AUGGCGUCCAGCAAAGAAGUUAUUUGUAGAUCAAGAUUUCCUGAUCACACAUCCUUAACAAGAAAUAAAAUUGCAAAUAAGAAGUCGAAUAAGAAGAGCAAGUCCAAGGGACACCUUGUGCAGCGAUCGGCAGGAAUCCCGCCAUUUUCAGCUUGGGUAGAGCCAGUUGAAAAUCACGAGCCACUGAACGCUGUGAAAAAUGCGGUUUCAGAGGAGAUAAAGUUAAAAAAAGUUUUAAACGAGAAAGAACAACAUCUGAAGGAAUUCCAGCUACAAGUUGCAAGCAGAGUUAAAAUGCUAGAGAGAAUGAAAAGGCAAGAGCAAAUGGGGAAGAGUUUUGAGGCUGUGGAAAUCGUUCGAAAUAUUGUCCAUCAAAGUUCUUUUCCCAAAGCAGUUUCGAGUCAAAAGUAUUCUUCUCUUUCAAAACAAGAUACGUGUAGCUAUCGUGAUAAUUCGGAGAAGACUAUCAUGAGGCCGAUAAAGCCCGGAAUUCUUGCUCAUAGUCAUGAAGCAGUAGAUAAGGCAAGUCAGCUGUUAGAAGAACAUGCAGAGGACAUUCGUUCUACUGCUAGAUAUGCUCGUGUUGUCUUGAGGUCUAGAGCUUUAAAACAAGAUAACAAUCUACUGAACGAACUCCCUGGUGGCCAGUGGAAAGGUUCUUUAAAGCAAGAACAAGUAGAAGAAUUUCCAGAGAAUUUAACAGAGAAAGGCCAAGCUUCAUCUGAUGCAAUUUUCAUACCACAAGUUCAAGUAGGCAAUGUUACUACUACAUGUAAUGAUGCUAAAGAUUAUUGGCUUGGAGAUAAUGAGAUCAAAGAUUUCCCAAACCCACAAGAGAACGAUGACAAUGAAGGCAAUAAUGCUGAAGUUUUACCACAAUGGCUAGCAGAAGAAGAUCAAAAUAAACUCACAAUUUUUGACUCAAAUAUGAUGAACAAGAAGCAUGACAAAAAAGUUACUUUUGCAGAUGAAAGAGAAAGAAAUUAUGGAAACAAAAGGAAUGAUAUUCAAGAAAGAAUGCAUGUUAAAGCAAAUGAUCCUAACACUAUGAGAAGACAAGCAAUAGAAGACCUGUUAAAGCCAGGUAAGGUUGCCGAAGAUUCCAAAAGACGCCAAAGAAGUCAAAUGGCACUGUACAGGAAGCUAUUCAUGGAUAUUGAAAGAGAAAGGGUGAGAGAGAAUAUUCGRAUGAAAGAACACAGAAAGAGAAUGGCAGAAAUAAAAGUUGAAAAAGAAAUUGAAAGAUUAGAAGUUGAACAUAGGCAUAAGCAAAUGCUUGCGCAAGCAGAACAAAAAAGUCUGGAUGAAAAACUUGAGAUUCAAAGAAGAGAGGAAGAAGAAAAGGCCGAAUAUCUGAAAUCAGUUCAACAAAGAAAUGCAAGAUUGCAGAAGAGUAAGGAAUCGGAGAGGUUUGUUGAUGCUAUGAAAGCAGUUAUUAAGGAGAAGAUUAGGAGCAAGGGGAUAUCAGUACCACCCCUCUGUGCAUGUGGACCUUCAAUAUGGGACACGCAUCCUGACACAUGUGCUAAUAAUUGUAUCUAUUAUAAAAACCCUAAGGAAUAUGCCAAGGCAAUGUCAUCUUUGUUAAACUCACUCGAAUCUUAGCUGAUCAUUGUUUAGUAAAAUGGGAUGUUGGAUUGACGAAUCAAAGAUGUCUGUGCAUGUGCUAGUGCACUCCUUACUACCCCUCCCCCCACAGGACCUAUUUUGUGACAUCCUUUGGAAGAUUUCCAUGUGUAAAUACUGUAAAUAUGAUAUACAAAUACAUACACAUAUAUGUAUAUAUGUAUGUGUUGUGAGAAUUGUGACAAAUUUUUAUAUUAGGUAUCUUGUUAGGGAGUGGGAAAGUCUCAGAACAUGAUACUUGACAUUUUUUUUAAAUACAUAGAAAAAUGAUAUUCAUAUAUGGAUGAAAGAAUAGCUACUCGUUUUGUUAUCAAUGGUUCAUUCAAUCAAGAAAGAAAUAAAGAAUCACAGUUUAGUUUUAA